CUCAUCAAGUCUAGUCUGAUGGACAAACCAAGAAGUCAAGAAGGCUCCAUCCAAAACAAAAUGGAUGCUUCCAAGAGGAUGGUGAGAUCGAAUGUAUCAGUGCAGCUUCACCUUCUGCCGACUGAUGUUCUGCGUGACAUAUUGUCACGGCUAUCACUGAAACAAGCCGUGAGGAUGAACAUACUUUCUCGUGAAUGGAGGUUGUUAGGGAUAUUCCACCCUGACCUGGUGUUCACCGAAGACACCUUUUUUGGCAGCAGCAUAGCCAUGAAUACUAACACGGAGCAUGUGCCUGCUGAAUUUAUUACCGGAGUGAACAAUGUGUUGCGCCCGAUGUGGUCUACUUCCACAAUGACAACUACCACGGUGGAUAACUUUGUUGUCAAAUUUGGUCUCAAUAGACACCAUAUGCAUCACAUUGAUAGAUGGAUUGACUUUGCCGCCGCGUCAAUGGCCAAGCACAUAGGUCUUGAUCUCUCUGGAGAAGCCGUCCGUGAAGAGGACGAGUAUAUUGUCCCGUUGCGCAAACUCAGUGGCCCAAAUGGCUUUUGUGUCAAGUCUCUUGACAUGGCUUCUGUCUGUUUAAAGCUGCCUCCUGGUUUCCGUGGGAUCACAAACCUUAAGAAACUCAAGCUACAUACGGUGUCCAUCGAUGCAGAUGAUCUCCAACACUUGUUGGUAACUUGUGCUUUUCUCGAGAGCUUAAGCUUGGAUUCUUGCCCCAUGUCAAGUCUUAUUGUAUGUGAGGACCUCUCUCAGUUGCAGCACCUCAGUGUGUGCGAGUGUGCGUUGAGAAUAAUCCAGUUGCAAGCUCCAAACCUUACCACAUUUGAGUUCGAUGAUUGUCGGACACAAAUUAUGCUCGGUAAAUCUUCAAAGCUGGUAGACGCAACCGUCGUGUUCAAGCACAUGUCGUACAACUGGUGUACUGAUGAGCUCGACUAUAUCUUGACUAAGCUUCCAACUGCUCUUCCUUAUGUGCAUAAACUCUUUCUGAAUUUGGUUGUUCAAUACGAGAUGCAAACAUUCAGUAAAACGCAUGCCACUUUCAUCAAUCUGAGGCAUCUGAACUUGAACAUUGAUAUCAUAUUCAGUCAAGAGGAUACUGAAUGGGUUAUGGGGUUGGUUAACAUCUUGGAAUUAGCACCUCUCUUAGAAGAACUGGAACUGCACAUAGCUUGUAACAGAUUUGGCCUUCUUGAUAGGACAGUGACAGCUGUUCCAGGGCCUAUGCAUCGCCAUCUCAAGAGUGUCCACAUUACUGGAUUUUGUGAAUUCAUGGGAAUAGCCGAGUUGGCGCUGUACAUCCUUGGGAAUGCCAUUGUGCUCGAGCGUAUGAUAGUAGAUCCAGUGUUUUGGAUGGAAUAUGGAUACCCAUAUAGUGGUCAAUUCUUCUCGGUCAGCAAGGCCGUUAGCAGCGAGGAGUUUGUUCGUCCUAGUGUUACCAAGGAGGAGCUGCAGGGCAGGGAGUUUGCUGAAAAACAACUUGACAGAGAGGAGUUUCGUGACUUUCGUCACAUCUUUACCAUCUUAUGAAUAAUAACGCAGGGGCUUGCAAUUUUUAUCUAUAUAAGUAAAGAUGCUUGAUGGAUCAGUGUUGUGAAAAAUUGACUAGGAUCUUGCUUAUCAUUCCAUAGCAAACUAUCUGAUGUUUGAAGGAUCGGUCCACUGAAGGCAUGUGCAAGCUGGAUGAUUAGAAACAAGUAGUGCAUACACUCGAAAAAUCAGUGGCGUCUACAGUCUGCAAUCUGGGUUAUGCUUUGGUUCUAUGAUAUGUUAUUUGUUUGUUUUGGUAGUAUGAACAGAAGCAGGAACUAAUGAAUUGAUUGUGGCACUCUUUUAUCUUAAGAAAUCAGGGGAUUAUUAUUUUGUA
Molecule: messenger RNA, 1873 nt
Organism: Lolium perenne
Lineage: Eukaryota; Viridiplantae; Streptophyta; Magnoliopsida; Poales; Poaceae
Source: RefSeq, a predicted model, not a curated record